AUGUCGCUGAAACCUAGCGCCAGGACUGAGGCCCGCCGGAACCAGUACAAAGUUACGGUAGAUGCGGAGGAGGGACGACGGAGGAGAGAAGACAACAUGGUUGAGGUGCGAAAAAUCAAACGUGAGGAGAGUCUGAUGAAGAAGAGGCGUGAAGCUCUUGAUGAUUUCUCGGGAUUGGUCGACGACGAUAUGAAGUUGGAGAGUUUGCAAGAUAUGGUCGCUGGGGUUUGGUCGGAAAAUCCUGACUGGCAGCUUAAUUCAACUACUCAGAUCAGGAAGCUUCUAUCUAUCCGCAGAAGUCCUCCAAUCGAUAAAGUGAUAGGCUCUGGAGUCGUGCCUCGGUUAGUUGAGUUUCUUAAGAAAGAAGAUAACCAUAAGAUUCAAUUAGAGGCAGCUUGGGCUCUAACAAACAUUGCAUCUGGAACAUCGGAUCACACAAAGGUUGUAAUCGAACACAAUGCUGUUCCAAUCUUUGUCCAGCUUCUUGCUUCACCCAAUGAUGAUGUCCGCGAACAAGCUGUAUGGGGGUUAGGUAACGUUGCUGGUGAUUCAAAGCAGUGCCGUGAUUAUGUUCUUAAUUGUGGAGCACUUGUUCCGCUUCUCAAUCAGCUUAAUGAGCAUACCAAAUUGUCUAUGCUUAGAGAAGUCACAUGGACUUUGUCAAACUUGUGUCGUGGUGGUGGCCUGAUUAAUCCCGAAGCGCUUCAAGCCCUUGAACGAUUAAUUCAUUCUACCGAUGAACAAGUCUUGACAGACGCAUGUUGGGCACUCAGUUACAUCACUAGAGUAUCCAAUGACAAAAUCCAGGCUGUCAUCGAUUCGGGCUUUGUCCCAAGACUUGUUGAACUUCUCCUCCAUCCUUGUAUGUCAGUGCUAGUUCCUGCGCUUCGCACGGUUGGAAAUAUAGUAACGGGAGAUGCUCUACAAACACAGUUUGUGAUCAAUAGUGGUGCUCUGCCUUGUCUUGCCGUCAUUCUAACUCAAAACUAUAAGAGAAGCAUUAAAAAGGAAACUUGUUGGACGAUUUCAAACAUCACAGCGGGAACCAAAGAACAGAUCCAGGCUGUAUUAGAGGCUAAUUUGAUAGCACCCUUGGUCAAGCUGCUUCAAUGUGCUGAAUUUGACAUUAAGAAAGAAGCUGCAUGGGCAAUUUCAUAUGUAGCUUUUGGAGGUUCUCAUGAUCAGAUCAAAUACCUUGUAGAACAAGGAUGUAUAAAACCGUUAUGCAAUCUCCUACGAUGUGUGGAUCCAAAAAUCAUAAUUCUCUGCCUUAAAGCAUUGGAAAACAUUUUAAAAGUGGGAGAGGAAGAGAAGAACUUGGGUAAUACAGGGGACAUGAACCAUUACGCUGAGCUGAUUGAUGAUGCAGGAGGGCUAGACAAGAUGGAGGACCUUCAGAACCAUGACAACAGUGAGAUCUAUGACAAGGCUCUAAGAAUUAUGGAGACAUACUGGCUUGAAGAAGAUGAGGAAACACAACAAUCUCCUGAUGGAUUCAACUUCAACUGA
This is a messenger RNA of Camelina sativa (false flax), 1509 nucleotides long. NCBI's taxonomy places the organism in Eukaryota, Viridiplantae, Streptophyta, Magnoliopsida, Brassicales, Brassicaceae. The record is from RefSeq and is a predicted model, not a curated record.